CUUGCAGUCAGUUGAAAUAUUAAGUUCCAAGUACUGUUUAUCCAAUAAUUAUAAGAGCUUUCUGCGAGGCACCCCACCCACCCCAUGACAGCAACUUCCUCAACAAAACGAAAUAAUUGAAAGUCAGUCAGUGUCUCAUCGAUUCUCAAAAGCUUAGUCACAAGGACGCUUGAGUGCAAUGAGUGGACGGACACUUCUCCUGCUCCUCACAGUGUGUGCGCACCACGCAAGAUGUCAACGAAAGCCAACAGUCUCCAUGUUACCCACACUGAAGGAGAUCUUCAUCGGAGAUUUGUUUUACUUGCGCUGUGACACUACAAGCCCCGUGAAAUGGUACUUUAACGAUGAAGAACAGUUGCAGCAAACGGGCAACACGUGGAAGUUCACAGUCGCCUCACCAAAGCACUCGGGCUCAUACCAAUGUGAGCACAACGGGCGAAAGAGCGACACAUUUCCCAUCGACGUCGUGGACUUCAGCCCCAUGGCUUCACUCACCAUCAACACUGGACACCCGGUGAUGCAGAGUGGACGCGCAGUGAUCCUGCAGCUCGACAACGAGGAGGGUCUGCAGGGAUGGAGGUGCAGGGUCUACAGGAGAGCAAAUGAAACGAAGACAAUUAAGUUUAAACUGAAGAGCAAUAAGACUGCGGACAUUUACACCGAAAUGCGGAGCGGGGUCCCCGAGACCAUUUUCUGGUGUACUAACCGCACUCAAGGCGACAGAAGUAACCAAAUCAUAAUCAGGACCUCAGAUAAAGCCUUGUCUCUGGAAAUGUACCCCCUGCCUGCUGUGAUUGGGGAGAGUCUGACUCUGAAGUGCCUCGUCUGGGGAACGGAUCAAAUCAGCAACGCUGUCUUCUACAAAGACGACAACGUCCUCAGCGAAGCCACCUCGACCUUCGUCAUCAGCAAAGUGACGGAAGUCACACAGGGACGCUACAAAUGCGAGGCCACCUACACGCACAAGGCUUACAUUAGCGGUCCUCCUUAUCAUGAAACCUCUGAUGUUCAAGAUGUUUUAGUCCAAGGUGUGUGCGUAACCAUUCUCUCUCUACUAAAGUUUUUUUGUCCUCCAGUGGACACAUCUCAAACUCCUUGUUUCGUCUUCUUUCAGCACCUCCCGCCAAGGCCGUCCUCUCUGUAGACAGCGGCUUGUUAUCGUGCUCUUGUCCGCAGUGUCGCAGUGACUUCUCUCAUCGGUGGUACUACAAGAGUGACAGUCAGUCAUGGGAGUCCGUGGUCGGCGAUUCACACCUAAUGGCACCAAGGAGAAGUGGCACUUACGCGUGUCGAGCUGUGAGGAACAACAGGAAGUCUUUUCUCAGCAACACUUAUGUUUAUGACAGCCACGGUGGACCAAGUCUGCCCCUUAUCAUUUUGUUCAUCUUGCUGCCCUUGGCUGGCACGCUGAUAAGUGCAGCAGUUUGUUAUACAUUAUGGAAAAAGAGACAUAGCCCAGGCCCAAUCUACGAGGACGUGGCACUGAGGUUGCAAGACGGUGGCGACAGAUAUGAGACAGUGCGGAAGGGAGGCAGAGAGGCCGAGUAUGACACCCUUAACAAAGGGGCGGCAGGCGGAGAGAGGAAGGAGGCCGACUAUCAAGCCCUGGAGAAAGGAGAGAUGAAAGAGGGGGUUUAUCAUACCCUGGGAACAGAGGGGGAAACAGGGGCCCAGGGAGGGUAUGAAGCACUGAAAAAAGCAGGGAUGAAGGAGGGCGUGUAUCAUACCCUGGGAAC
Molecule: messenger RNA, 1736 nt
Organism: Solea senegalensis (Senegalese sole)
Lineage: Eukaryota; Metazoa; Chordata; Actinopteri; Pleuronectiformes; Soleidae
Exons: 7
Coding region: 179-1144 (321 amino acids)
Biological process (GO): cell surface receptor signaling pathway
Molecular function (GO): transmembrane signaling receptor activity
Source: RefSeq, a predicted model, not a curated record